Messenger RNA from Pundamilia nyererei, 2711 nucleotides. RefSeq lists its product as uncharacterized. Gene Ontology annotation, molecular function: protein binding. Bases 69 to 2669 code for a protein of 866 amino acids. The transcript is spliced from 17 exons. The record is from RefSeq and is a predicted model, not a curated record. Lineage: Eukaryota; Metazoa; Chordata; Actinopteri; Cichliformes; Cichlidae.
CUUUCUACAGGCCUUUGUCUAUCAAUCACAGUGAACCAAAGAGCAUCUUCUCAAGGCCUUAUAUUGAGAUGCUUGCCCGAAGGUCAAAAGUUGACCCACUUAGUGACUGUCCUCUUGGAGACGGCUGGAAGGUUAUUGAACUGGACCUUGACAAGAAGAUGUCAGCUGCCUUGGUCAAGUGUUUCUUUUUUCACAGAGGGUGUGACACUACGAUGAAACUGUCUGAGCUUGGGUCACACAUUCUGGACUGUUUACAUAAACCCACUGGGGACCUAGAUGCAAAGGAUGUAACAGAGACAAAUUGGUAUAAGAAGCACUUUGAAUCAGCCAAAUGUCUGGAGACAGAGACCAAACACACCUGUGAGAUUCGUAACUGGGAGAAAAGACUACAAAUGACAGCAGCAGAAGACAGUGUUGACAAGUUGUGUGCUUUGGCCCAGGAGCACCUGAAACUCUACAGGCAACAUCUGCCAAAGCCAGGAGACCUGUUGCACCAUGAAGAUGGCCAGUCUCCUCUGCAUAGCCUGGAGCAGGCUGCUGUCCACUAUGCAUCAGCUAUCAGACUUAACUCCAGAGAUGCCAGGCUUCACUUCCAGCUGGGUCUCGUGCUGGAGGAGCACCAUUACGCUACAGAGAUGUACAGCCUACAGAGGAAGGCUGACAAAGAGAGAGAUGAAUUAAGUGAUGCCAAAUCAACAGCACAUCAGGAUGACAUCUUGGCUGUGUGUAAACUGCACGGUUUCCUUGGAACACCCACAGUAGAGAACCAGCUGCAGGCUCUGGAUAAAGAGUAUCAUCUGCUCAAAGAGCAGGGACAGUCCAGCAAAGCAGACUAUGUUCAGACUCUCUACAUCUGGCUUUCUAAGAAAACUGGCAAGGACAUCAGUGCAACUAUGCAGGAUAAAGAGAGCUAUAUCCACCGAGCCCUUCUGAAGUACCUGGAUGCCUGGUCUCUGUGCCCAGAAAGCUGGGAGUACAGCCUCCAUGCAGGAAGGCUGCUGCUGCUGCAAGGGAGGGAAAGGGAAGCCCUGCUGCACUUUCACAAUGGGCUGGCCCUACGACCCCUACACCCUGCACUCAGAUUCUUCGCAGGCCUGGGUCUGCUACUGCAGGAACAGAAAGCCUCUGAGGAUGCAGAGAAGGAGGCUGCUUUGUUCUUACAACAGGGACUGGAGCACUUUAUCAGCCAGCGCUGCAGCAAGAGCUGGGAGGAGCAGGAUCUAUCGGACCCUCUGUCCAGCCGCAACACACAGUUCCUACGUGGCCUUCUUACUCUGGGGCAACUGCAGCAGAGAAGCACAUUAUGCACAAAGGCCAUGAGUGCUGAACAGGUCUAUCAUAUUGUGGCAAUGCUGAGUGCCCAGAGUGUGAGUCAGUGUGUACGUCGUGGUGAGGUGAGCAGGCAGCUGGAGUGGGUGCUGCUGGAUGCUCACUUUGCCCUGCUGCAGAGGCUGACCCAGCAGAGUGAAUGCCAGGCUAAGACUGGCAUUGAGAGGCAGUCUCUGGUGGCAAAAAGAUGCCAGGCCCUCACAGCUCUAAUACGUCACACCUCUAUCACUCCCUGUCAGGAACUUCUUGACAUGCAGGAAAGGACGUGCCACCUUGCAGUAGUAACCACACCGCGUGACAGCCAUGCCCUUUGUCUCUUGGGUCUGGCACAGCUGGCUCAGUACGACAAUAACCCAAAUUCAGAAAGGUCAAAGGAAGCUAUAAGUGAUGCCUUUCUCAGCCUCCAGGCCAGCAUUGAGCUGGAACUCAAGACUCAGAUUGGAGAGCCACCUGAACAGCUGACCAAACAAAAGUGGUGGCAGGAAAAGGUGGAGGUUAAAACUAAGGAAGCUGCCAAGCAGUCCAUCACCCAACCAGCUGGUGUAAAGGAGACUUGUGACAUCAAAUUGGCAAAAAGAGGAGUGCAGCAGAGCAGGGGAGGUUCUAGGUGUGUAGCAGUAGCUGUAACCAAAGCACCAGCUCCAGCUCCCACCAGGGGAGGGAAGGCUGUCCGGAAUCCAGCCAAAACCCCUGCAGCCAGGGGGAGUUCUGGAGCAGCUGCCAAGCCAGAUAGGGUGAAACUUUCUGGUCAUAACACUAAACCUCAGCUCCCGCUCAACAAGUCUAAACAGGACAGUUUCUCUGAUACUUUGAGGAAAGCUGAGGUUGCUGUGACAGACAAAAUCCAUGAGUCCAGUCUGAUGAACCGCAGAUCUCAUGCAGCAAGACUGGGUCUGGCUCGAGCUUACUCGCGAUCUUCAAACACCCAGGACCAAGCAAAACAGCUAUACCAAGAGGUCAUCGCAAUGGCACCAGAGAUCCAUGAUGCCUACAUCGAGCUUGCGCAGCUGCUGGAGCCAUCCGACCCUCACGCUGCUUUGGAUGUAUACUGCAAAUUCCCUUUGAAGCCUGUGGCUCAGCAAAACUUCGAGGAUGCCUUCAUCACAGGAGAGAUUGUGCGCAUACUGAUGUCUGAGGAGCAGUACGACCACCCACAGCUUGGCCCCAGCCUCAUAGCUUAUGGCAAAGUCAUGGGCCUAAGUUGCAUAGAGAAUUACAUUCACAUUUUGGAUGGAAAGUCUAAGACCAAGCUGCUAAAGACCGUCUACGCGGGGAUCCACAACAGACAAGAGGAUGAUGAGGAUCUGCAGAACUUCUUCAAGUUCAAGUGCUGGAUAUGAUGUUUUUGAUUGUUUGCUGUGUUGAUGUAAUAAAUUCGGAGU